AUGGGGAACGCCGCCACCGCCAAGAAGGGCAACGAGAUUGAGAGCGGUAGAAAUAUUACCAAAGAGAAAUGGAUUAUUCAAAACAGUGGUAGGAAAGUUCCUGACAUAAAAGAUCCCAUUGACAUCUCCAUGCUGUCCAUUGACAUGGAAAACAAGGAAAACGGAUCGCUGGACAUAGAAAACUUGGUAGAGAAUGGAAGACCUCCUGAUCCGGCUGACUGGGCAGUCACAGAUGUGGUGAAUUAUUUCAGAACAGUGGGCUUUGAAGAACAAGCAAAUGCUUUUCAACAACAGGAAAUUGAUGGAAAGUCUUUACUGUUGAUGACAAGGAACGAUGUACUCACUGGACUUUCAUUAAAAUUGGGGCCUGCACUGAAGAUCUAUGAAUAUCAUGUAAAGCCUCUGCAGACACAGCAUCUGAAGAACAGUUCACUAUAG
This is a messenger RNA of Thamnophis sirtalis, 438 nucleotides long. The record is from RefSeq and is a predicted model, not a curated record. NCBI's taxonomy places the organism in Eukaryota, Metazoa, Chordata, Lepidosauria, Squamata, Natricidae.